AUGAUUUCCUAUAUCACUAUAUCUUGUCUAUUUAUAACUAUUUAUGGAUUUGUACAGAAUACUAUAGAUGAAUCAUCAUUUUCAUCAGCUAAAUGCCCUUGUGCAUCAUCAUCACCAUCCAAAAAGUGUUUAUCUUAUGAUCCUCGCUAUAUGGCUACUUCACUUGAUGAAGCUCUCUUCUCAUUUCCUAACUUAGCCACACUGGGUGGUACUCCUCUCUUUGAUGAUGACGAUGACGAAGACGAAAUGGCUGCAGCAGCUGAUAUAAAGUCCAGCAAAGUUUCAAUGCUGAGUGUACAGACAUUUGGACAAUCUGAACCAACUAAAACAGCCAAAACAUGUAAAAGCCCUGAAUGCUUAGAAUGCAAAUUAGCCAUUGUAAAUGGAUUUUUACAAAACUCUUCUAAUUCUUCCAAUGAUGUUUUAUGGCAGACGCAACAACAAUUACAAGGACAAAUUAAUAGUCCAUCAGUCACUUGCGACAGAUUGAAAACGCGUCGAAAGAGAAGCUUCCGAUUCAGCUCUAAAUCUAAUGAAAAUCGUUUCAAUAAGUUAUUUGAUUCUUUAAAAAAUGUCACAAUGGAUCGUAAGAAACGUGAUGAUGAUGAUAUAUCAGAAACAGAUCUCAUGCUUGGAGUUACGAGUCAGAUCGGAUGUGACUAUAAGAAAGGCACUGCUCUAAGUGAAACAGAUAACUGGUGUGGUUUAUGUAAUUUAUGUUGGCAAUGGCGUCGUUUACCAGAAGAAUACUUUCCCAAUUACAUUAAUGAAGUCAGUUGUGAUACAGAGGAUAACUCCUGUUUGGCAGGUUUUGGUACAUGCCGACCGGUUAUUAGAGUUUUAAAUAUACUCAAGAGAGUUGGACCGAAAGAAAGUUCAAAAUGGGAGCCAAUAACGAUUGAGUCAGCUGCAGCUUGUGAAUGCCAAGUUGAAGUUGGAACUCCUUUACACGCUUUAGCACAAAAAUAA
Messenger RNA from Auanema sp. JU1783, 969 nucleotides. Lineage: Eukaryota; Metazoa; Nematoda; Chromadorea; Rhabditida; Rhabditidae. The record is from the annotation of a GenBank genome assembly.